Aethina tumida (small hive beetle) is the source of this 983-nucleotide messenger RNA. Its product is annotated as peroxiredoxin-6-like. Gene Ontology annotation, molecular function: peroxiredoxin activity. NCBI's taxonomy places the organism in Eukaryota, Metazoa, Arthropoda, Insecta, Coleoptera, Nitidulidae. Gene Ontology annotation, cellular component: mitochondrion; cytosol. The transcript is spliced from 4 exons. Gene Ontology annotation, biological process: cell redox homeostasis; cellular oxidant detoxification. Bases 67 to 741 code for a protein of 224 amino acids. The record is from RefSeq and is a predicted model, not a curated record.
AACGUAGGGACCUCUUGGGUAUUAAUCCAGUGCAUUGAGAACCGUGCUUUCGAAACAACUAACAAAAUGCCUUCCCUCAGAAUUGGAGAUCUGGUGCCCAAUUUCAGUGCCCAAACUACCCAAGGGCCUAUUAAAUUUUACGACUGGCAAGGAGACAAAUGGGUAGUACUUUUCUCCCACCCCGCUGACUUCACACCAGUAUGCACCACCGAAUUGGGCCGUAUCGCCGUUCACGAACCAUAUUUCACCAAGAGGAACGUAAAACUCCUGGCACAUUCCUGCGACAAGCUCGGCGACCACGUAGACUGGGUAAAUGACAUCAAGUCGUACUGCAGGGACAUUCCCGGGGAUUUCCCUUAUCCCAUUAUUGCCGAUGAAACUAGGGAACUGGCCGUACAAUUGGACAUGAUUGAUGAAAAUAACAGGAACAGUGAGGAUCACGCACUCACAGUCAGAGCUUUGUACAUCAUCGAUCCCAAACAUCGUUUGAGACUGUCCAUGCACUAUCCGGCUUCCACCGGUCGCAAUGUUGACGAAAUCUUAAGAGUGAUUGACUCUCUGCAACUGGUAGACAGGCUUCCUCAAGUAGCCACCCCAGCAAAUUGGACUCCCGGCGAGAAAGUAAUGAUUCUUCCGACGGUUAAGGAAGAAGAAGUUGAGAAACUUUUCCCCGGCGGAGUGGACAGAGUGUCGAUGCCAUCUGGAAUCGUAUAUGUUAGAACGACAACGAACUAUCAAUAAAUAUAUCCAUUAUACCAGUAACUCAUCCAGUUACAAGAGAUUAUUUUUAAUUAAUUAGUUAAAAUCCAUUAUAGUGUCAUCAUUUUAUUAAUUUUUCAUUUUUUAUAAUUAGAAUUUGAUUAGAUUAGUUAUGUAAUAUAACGUCAAACAAAUUGUAUGAAAGUUUGUUCUCAAAAUAAGACUGUUAGUAGAACAAUCUAAUUAAUAAUUUAAUAAUAAAUAAAAUUAAAAAAUAAGUUGAA